Messenger RNA from Manihot esculenta (cassava), 1683 nucleotides. RefSeq names its product serine carboxypeptidase-like 18. The record is from RefSeq and is a predicted model, not a curated record. Gene Ontology annotation, molecular function: acyltransferase activity, transferring groups other than amino-acyl groups; serine-type carboxypeptidase activity. The transcript has 14 exons. Gene Ontology annotation, biological process: secondary metabolic process; proteolysis. Lineage: Eukaryota; Viridiplantae; Streptophyta; Magnoliopsida; Malpighiales; Euphorbiaceae. Bases 92 to 1570 code for a protein of 492 amino acids.
CAUUGACAUACAUAUACACCUAAUUUUGAGUGAUAGAAUAAUGGUAAUGAAUUGAAGUAGAUUUGGCUUCUUUAUAUAGUUUAAGGGGAAGAUGGAAACUGAUCUUAGAAAUCCAUUGAUGAAUUUCAAACAACAAAUGGCAGCCCAAAGACCAAAUCAGAUUAGUUUUAUUUGUUUCCAUUUAUUUCUUGCAUUGCUUCUUUUCUCUUACAUUGCUUCUUCUAAGACUCUUGUUACUUAUCUCCCUGGUUUUGAUGGUCACCUUCCCUUUUAUCUUGAAACUGGGUACAUAGGGGUGGGAGAAUCCAAUGAGUCGCAACUAUUCUACUAUUUUGUAGAGUCAGAAAGAAGCCCUUCACUUGACCCUCUGAUGCUUUGGCUCACUGGAGGCCCUGGUUGCUCUGUUCUCUCUGCCUUCUUCUACGAAAGUGGUCCUGUAGCAUUUAAUUAUUCUAAUUACAAUGGAAGUUUACCAUCCCUACAUUUGAAUCCUUUUGCAUGGACCCAGGGCAUGAAUAUAAUAUACGUAGAUGCACCAAUAGGCACUGGAUUCUCCUACUCUACAACCCAACAGAAUUACUAUGUUGAUGACAUCAAAUCCGCUGCCCAGACGUAUGCAUUUUUACAAAAGUGGUUACUUGACCAUCCUCAGUAUCUCACAAACCAACUAUUCAUUGGUGGAGAUUCUUAUUCUGGCAUUCCUCUUCCAAUUAUAGUUCAAAAUAUACUUUAUGGUAAUGAAGCUGGAGUUGCACCAACUAUGAAUCUGAAAGGAUAUGUGCUUGGGAACCCAAAGACGGAUUCGUUCAUUGAUGACAACUCAAGAGUUCCAUUUGCUCACGGAUUGACACUCAUAUCAGAUCAACUCUACAAGUCCACCAAGGAAGAUUGCAAUGGAGAUUAUGUGAACAUAAAUGCAACCAACACAGGCUGUGUUUCCGAUAUCAAUGCCAUUGACGAGUUGAUUCUUGAAAUAAAUCUAAUGCAAGUUCUGGAGCCAAUUUGCCAAACUGCAAAACCAAGAUCAACACAAGGCCUCAGAAGAAUAGAAGGAAGAAGAUCAGUCAAUGAAGAAGACCCUCAAAGUUUUUCCAUUUCCAGGCUUAAUACUGCAUAUUGGUGUCGGGAAUAUAACUAUGUGCUUUCUGGUGUUUGGGCUAAUGACAAACGGGUAAGGGAUGCUCUUCAAGUUCGUGAGAACACGACUGGAGUUUGGAAGAGGUGCAAUGCUUCCUUAGCCUAUACAAAGAAUGUCUUAAGCUCAGUUGAUUACCAUAGAAAUCUCAGCAAGCAGAGCCUUAGAGCUCUUAUAUACAGUGGUGAUCAUGACUUAUCCGUAACCCAUAUUGGCACACAAAGCUGGAUUCAUUUGCUUAAUUUGACAACCGAUGAAUAUUGGAGGCCAUGGUUUGUAGAUGGUCAAGUUGCUGGUUAUACAGAGAAGUACUUGAAUGGUGACUUCACUCUCAUUUAUGCUACUGUCAAGGGUGCAGGUCAUGUUGCUCCAGAGUACAAACCAAAGGAAUGUUAUUUCAUGAUUGAUCGCUUCUUUGCUUAUUUCCCUCUUUAAUGGAAAAUAAAGACAUUGGCUUUCCAAGCAUAAUGUUAUGUACUUAGCCUUAGGCUUUUUAUGUUCUCCAUUGCAACAUACAGUGCAUGGAGAAAAAAGAAUUUCUAGUUAAU